AUGCGCUGUGAGCCUGCAGAUCUACCUCCCAGUUUGCGUGAUUUCAACUGCGACCUUCGCUUCCGGAACUCAUCACAGGCUUCUACUGGUUGGACCUGCGCUGAGCUCCUGGGGAGUAUGGGGGGUCGCCUGGCAUGCUGGAUUACCUCACCGCUCACAUCGUGCAUGCGGGAACUGAUAGCUGCAGCUCCCUCUCAUGCCUUCAUCAACAUUUAUCUGGCCGCGAUCUUCCGCACCCCUGCCUUCGUCAACGCCUUGAUUGGCUCCUCUGCCCAUCACUCUAAGCGUUCCACCAUGGCGAAGGUCAAGGCAGCCCUCGCAUGGUAUGGAGGUCACCCGGCCGCCCUGGUGGAUUCCUCCACGCGGGCUGGCCGCGUCCUUCGUGGCCGUCUCCGGCCCUUGCCGUUGGCCCAAGCCAAAGCUUUGCUGGUUGCGUAUUUCCGCGACACGCCCAGCAAAGUCCUUCUGAAGGACGGCCAGGCAUGGCGCCCAAAACGCGAAAUUACAAAAGACAUCUCGGCGCUUCCGCGUUUUGGGCCCUUCGCCACUUCGGUUUUCUGGCCCUACUAUCUCAUUGCGGUCCAGUACCCGUCUUACCUCGAUGGCACCUUUGCUGCCACCGGCCCUGGCUGCCGCACCGGGGCCAACUGGCUCAGCGGCGCCCCGCCCGAUUUCUGCAAGGGAUCUCAGGGCGCAGCUGUCGCAAAUUACUUCGCUUGGCAGCUGGAAUCCUUAGGAGCUUAUUUCAGCCGUAGCGACUUCCUCAAGAAGUCCCCCCUCGACCCGGCAGUCCUCGCAACCGUCAAGGAGGAACUGCGCCUCCACCUCUCCACACUUGAAGGGCGCCGCUCCACGGCUCUCCCCUUCUGGCCGACCCUGCGUUCCGCGAUACUGCGCAUCGUGCCAUUCGCCUUGGGCUUCUCCUUGCAGAGCGUAGCCUUGACAGCAUUCUACCGGCACCCCCAAAUCAGAACACCGUGCCGCUUCCCCCGGCCGCCGCUUCAGACCCGCAGGGUCGCCAGGGCAGCCGCUCACGCACUCCGCAAGCCAGCACUUCGCAGCGCCCUCCUCGUCACCCUGUGGGUGCUGCUGAUGCUCACAUCCCGGUGUCCUCUCAGCCCCCUGGUGCCAGCCCUAAACGCCUGCCACGCUCUCGUAGCAGCCUUCUGGUGCCUGAUACACGCGUUGCGCCAAGCCGUGCUACGCACCUUGCAACUAAUCGCACCUCCAAGACGAGUCCCAUCGGCUGUCCAGCGCCUGAGCAACGCAACCCAGCCAAUGCCAACCAGAGUUACAGUUCUCGUGGCCGGAGCCCGGUACGUGCUGACGCGCCGCAGGCAAGUCGCCCCAAAGGCCGUGUGCCUUGGCCACCUGCCCGUCGGACUCGCACGGGACAGCCUGCCGCAGGUGGCGACUCACGUUGAGACAUCAUCGCUGCCUGAGCAUGAACAGCCACCUCUCCCUGAGUCUGCCCCUCCGCCUUUCCCUGCGGCAGCCCCGGCUAUGACACUGGCUCCCUCCGUGCAAUUCCCGCCCGGGUUUUACAUCAUCGGGUUGCCAACGCGCCCGAGCCUGAGUCAACUCGAUAUCAUAUUUGGGUCAGUCUCCGCGCUGUCUCCCGCGCUGGCAAGCCUCAUACCCAAGUUUCAGCUCGCUCCAGUGCAGCGCAAAGGCACAUAUCAUCGGACUGCACCCUUUUUCCUCACCCAUCCGGCAUUCGCUGACGCUGGCGUUAUCCGGCGCAUCAUGACCCAGCUCAAAGAGUCGGGUGAGGUUGACUCUAAGGGGCGUGCCCGGGUGUCUACUCCCGCCGGUGUGCUCAAAGUCUCUAUCGCCACCUGCUCUGUCCGCCCAACCCGUGCGGCUGUCACCACUAUUCCCGCAUCGGAGCGUGCCUCCCUGCAAGUGGACGUCUCUCCCAACUCGCCUCCGACCCUGCCGCAGUGCCUGUCCCGGAUCCAGGCCGUGGCUUAUUUCGGGACGGCUCAGGAACCUCCUCGUGUGUGCAUCUGCUGCCAUCAAUCCUUGGCGGAAGGUGAAGCCUUACUCCGCCUCCAUUGCUUCCAUGUGGUGCACAUUGACUGCAUGGAGCGGUGGGUCGCCACCCCGCAUGCUCGGGGCCGCUGCCCCGAGUGCAACAGCCAAGUCAUGCCCCUCCCAGAGUCAGACGCUUCGGACUGCUCUUCGGUAGAUGAGUCUGACCCUCACGUCCUGCCUAGCCGCCAAACUGCUCGGAUUGGCCAAGCUGUCACCUUGCCCAACUUCUCUGGGCGACCUAUCGGAGACGACGUCUCCUGGAAGGGAAGCAGCGCUGUCCGAGUGGUUGCCAUCCAAUGCGGCAGCUCAGGCAUGGACCGGUACCAAUGGGGCCUUCGGUUCGGCGAGAGCCUAGCCCACCUCGGUGCCGACAUAGGCAUACUUUCUGAAACGGGCCUUCGCAGCGAAGCCCAUCACACCUUUGCUGUGAAAGGCCUCCUAUCUCGUGGGUAUCAGGCAAUCAGUCAUGGGCGGCCGCCCGGGGACCCCUGCGCAGAUGGGUCUGGCGUCCUAUUGGCCGUUCGCUCCGGCUACCUGGACACUGGUCCCACGUCGCAAAAGACAACUCCGGGCGCGCCCUCGCUGCCACUCUACUUGCCUCUUCCGGCCUUUCACUGCGUGUGGUGGCCGUCUACGCUCGACUCCAUUUGGUGGUUGCCCUCUCCGAACCACGAACUUCAAGUCCUCAAUGCGGCCAUCCUGUGGAAUUGGGACCGCCGCGCUGACCACGACCCAGUCAUUGCCGACCUCAACCUCCAACUUCCCAUGGUUGCUCUGAGUGACAUUGCACAAGCGCUCCAUGUCGCUCAGCAGAUGUGGGAAUCCCUCCCGCAACCACCUUGCGAAGGCCUGGAUGGCAUCCUUGGCCACGCGCCUGCCAACUGCAUCAAUGCCCUUGACGAGCUUAUUGCUUUCGCUCUGUCGCAAUAUGCCAGCACCUCCUCUCUGCACUUGCGGGACAUGCGCAAAGAGCAACUCCUUCUCUUGCGGGAGGGCCAGGUCUCAGCGUGGGCGAAAAAGUUGCGCCCCGCCCAGCCCCCGUCGGCGAAGUAUGCCCCUGACUGGAUCACUUCUCCCAACGGGUGUCGCCGCCGCCCUUCCUCGGCCUCCGACGUCCGCCUGGGGGCGCAGCAGGAGUGGUGCCGGCUACUUCAUGAGCCCGCGACUCCCUGGCAGCACCAAAUCGUGCUCCGUUUCCGUACUGCCCAUCCUGCGCAACGUGGAGCUCUCAACACUGACUUUCUCUCCAAGUCGGUGUCUGACGCUCAACUGGCUACCAUCUCUACUGCUUUUCUGCAACCUGGGCCCUGGCGCCUCUGCCACGCCACCCCUCGCAUUUCGUGCUCCAGUAUUCGGGUGGGGCCUUGGCUCCUGACACGGGACACGCAGACGCUGACUGGCUUGCUGCUCUCCCUGGUCCCUGAGCGAUCCGCGUUGCUCAGUCGUUUCCGUGGCUCGCGCCCUGGGCCGAGCGGCUGGAAGGUCUGCUUCAUCUCGGCCUUCCCCGUUGCCGUGCAACAACUCUACUUGAUUCGCUCCUUCGGAACUGUGCCACCUUCCUUGCUCAAUGCCGAGCAGGUCCACCUACCCAAACCUUCUGGGGGUUGGCGCCCCCUCUCCAUGCUCGAAGAGUCGCUCAAGGCAAUUGAAGCACCGGUGGCUGGCAGGCUCUCAGCUGGGCGCAGCCCCUGGUUCUCUGAUGAGCCUCACAGCCAUUUGAACCGGGCGUACUCCAAAGGAGUAGCAGCCGCUGCUGAGGUUCUCUACCUCGAUUGCCUCGUCUGUGAAGACUCCCUGCGGUCUGGCCUUCCUCUCCUUCGAAUCCCUGCAGACUACGAGAAAUUUUUCAAUGUUCUGCAACGGACCGAGGUUGACGCCGUUCAACAGGGCCGCGGCACCCCAGACGCAGUUCGCAGACUACAUCACGCGCUCUUCUCAGGCAUGCAAGUCGCCUUGUCCACCCGCUCCGGCCUCACCCUGCCUGUCUCUGUGGAGCGGGGCGUCCCUCAAGGCGCAGUCUCAUCACCCGAAGCCUCUCGUUCAGCACAGGACCCACUCCUCCGCCUCCGGGCAGCUGAUGGCGCAGCGUACGUCACCAGCAGCGGCCGUCGUGUCGCUGUGGUGGGAUACGCCGAUGACAUCGAGCAUUACGGUCGAGGUCUGUCCGACCUCCCCACCAUCCUCCACAGCCUCGAGUCAGGCAGCCAGGUAUCUGGCGUUGGUUUUGCGUGGUCCAAAUUCUCUGCUUUUGCAUCUGAUUGGGACGCCGCCAUGCCUCACAUGGACCCGUCAGCCGGCGUCUCUGAGUCAGGGGCUACGGUGCGCAGUUGGGACAUCUGGCAGGGAAGCAUGCGCACCUUCUCCCUCCCCCGCUCCACGGCUGCCGAUCCUGAUAAACUGCUAGGUAAGCGUGGUACCCCACUGGACAGGCACACCCUAGCCCGUGAAGAUCUCCUAGCCAAACUGUCCUCGGUUCGCGCACGUCUAUCCUGCAAGUGCUGUGCCUGGGACGAAAUAGCCGCCAUGAUCCAGUGGAUUCUUGGCGGUGUCCUCGGCUACGGUGCCCUGCUCGGAAUUCCUCCGACUGGGGUCCCUCUAGUGUCCGAGCUGAUGGUCGCUGCUGUGGCAGCGGAUUUGCUGGUGCUGCUUAACGGUACCUCGCAAGCCGCUUCCCUCGCUCGGGACCAGCUUAAGCAAGCUCUGCUUUCUGAGCCAGAUGAGAUCGCCCAGCAUCACGGGCUACUCGUAGAUGCCUUACACUUUCUGUCUGGGUACGGCCUUCAUCUUACUCUGUCAACAGACCGCUUCGUCUCCCGCAUGCUGGACUAUCUGGUCACUGCUCCCGGCCACCCCCUGCAAGGCAUUUUUCAAUCCGCCAAGUUCGAUGCAGCUGCUCGCGCAUCACGUUGCAGUCUCGUGUCAGUCUGCGUCCGGUCUGCGUACAGGCGAGCCGUAGGCUCUGGCGUCGCAGAAGCACAAUGGGGCUUGCCCGCCAUGUGGCGUCAAUUCCUCCCUGAACAUGCGCCCAUUUCACCUGUGGCCUGCGCUGAAGCCGCCGCCAAAGCACUGGCGCAAUCAGCCUUGGACUGGCAAUCAGAAUGCUGCAUUUUUCAUGUGCCUUCCCACCCCUCCCCCCCCGAGGACUGGUCAGACCAUGCCUGGGUUGACCCUUGGCACCUUGAUUGUGACUCCAGAUCAUCCCUGCUGCUUUCUCCGCUCACGCAAGCUCCUAUUCACGCCGACGCAGCUCUAUACGGGGAUGGGGGUUUCUCUAACUCAGCAGGUGCCACUUUUUCAUGCCAAUCUCGGGACUUCGGUCGCCCUGGUGAAUAUUGGCUCUCAUCUUCCUUCGUCUCUCGACAGCUCAAUGGCAGGCUUCCUUCACGGUACGGUUGGGAACACAGCUCCAUCCACACAGCAGAGCUACACGCUUUGGUCUGUUCCCUCCGUUUCCGACGCGCCGGCCAGUGGCACCUCCUCGUGUUCGACAGAAGUUCCCUCUUCCAGGUCCUGCGUACUGCUAUGAUAGGCUCCCUGCAACGCAUCCUGUCCUCUGCGUGCAUCCCGCACGUCGGGCACCUGAAGCGCUCUCUACUGUACCUCGGUAAAGCCUGGCGCGCAGAUUGCGCCCCCCACCCCUUCCCUGUGCUGGUGCAAGGCAAUGAGGCCCAAGACCAAGGCUGCUCCUCUGCACGCUCUAUGCCCCUACCCGCGGAUGUCAAGUAUCCCAGCGGAGAUCUCUUCGCCUGGUUCUCUGUGGACGGGCGCAUGGUCACGUCCCCCAUACGUGUACAUGUCCGAGAAUCACUUCGCAAGGAAAGCCUGCAGUCCUGGGCAUCCCGCCCAGUGCAGGGUUUUCUUCCUCGUAGGGCGGCGGAAAUCUUCCAACCUUCCCUAGACCCCGCCCUGUACACCCGUUGCGUCUUCACCAGUCGCUGGAUGCGCUGGUCAUUGCCUUCCGACACCUUCCCUCUUGAUUUAUCGGCGAUGGCUUACCGCUGCCAGCGCGCCAUAGGCGGAAGCUGGACAGAACAGCUUCACUCGCAUGCCGACGCUGCCACCCUAGCCGGUCAGUGGAGCCAGCAAGAGCAGUGGCCUUCCCCCCGCACCUGCCCGCUCUGUCGUGAGGGGCCAGGUACCCCUCGACACGUCGUCAUGGCCUGCCCCGCAAUGGCUCCAUUAGUAGACAUCCUGCGUGAUGACGUAGAGGCAGAGCUCCAAGCAAUCCAGCCGCUUCCCGCCCUACAAGCUGCCGCCCACACGUGGCGCCAACGCCUGCAUUCCACUGCUCCAACAUCCCUUCCUCCACCCUGCUCCGAUGGAGCUGCGGUGCGUUGGCCAGUGCUCUCAGCUUGGCGUUGGCUCGUUCCCCUUCCGGGCUGGGAAGCCAAUCUUUCCACCGAUGUGGCCGGCAGCAGCAGAGUCGCCACCAACCGGGAAAGAGGUAGUGAUCUGGCGUACCGGGGUGUCAUCCCCCGCUUCCUGGGGGUAUCGCUGUGCAACCUAUCCCCCCACGAGGCAGACAGCCUGCGACAAGCAGAGCUCGAGCUCUAUGCCACCCUUCGCCAGCCGGGGGCCUUGCAGCAUGAACUCCAGCUCUUGUCCAAGAGUCGGACUGCCAUUCUUCCCGCGGUACGCCUCACGCAGUGCCUGCUGCUCGGCCUCCGGAAACUUCGGCAGGCUUACCAGGCACGCACUACCACUUGGCUAGCUCUGUGCCGUGCUGCUCUGCCAGCUGCUGAUGGCGAUAUGCCCGGGGAAGGUCAGGUUGUUGACCGACCGCCGCUCCGUAAUUCAUCUUCUUCCCUCACAGCCUGGCUCCAGUCCGACGCAGGACAAAGACUCAUCCGUGAGCUGCGCUGGGCUUUGCUUCGGCCUGAGGCCGCUGCGGCACGUCUCCGAUCUAUGCAUCCCUGUGGGCGCCUUUCAGAUUCUACCAUCAUCAGCCUGCUCCUCCAACAUGGCGGUGCCAUCAUCUCCGAAACGCUGCCGUCCUGGGCCCCAGAAUUACCCUCGUGGUCAGAGGCCUCCUCAGCCCUGGCAGUGCCCUGCACCUGUGUCCCGGUGCUUCCUGCACCUUUAGCCUGCUGCUGGACUUGCGGUGGGGUGCGUCUCCCGGAGCUGCCCUUUGUGCCCCUACCUUGCAUCUGGUGCAAACAGUCUGGUCCUGCGGCAUGCGUGUCCUGCAACAUCACCGUUCACCCCAGGGGAUCCUGCCGCUGGUGGUGCACAUCGGGCCUACCACAGCUCCUCCCCAGCGCUCCAGCUGAGCUACUGUCGCACCUCCGUGCUGCGGCCGAACAGUGCCAGCAAGGUGCCGGGUCCUCGGCCGUGCACAAACCAGCCCUCCGCCUCAAGCACAUUCGCAGGUGGGCUUUGGCCUUCAUACGCCGUCACGGCGGCACGUCCGUCACUGCUCUUCAGCAGGAGCUUUGCCGUAGAGAGCCCAGCCUUGCUGACGAUGCAGCCAAUCGGCUCGUACUCUCAGCCUCUCGAGCACUGUGUGCCGAAGGCCACGCCUACUUAGAGCGAGACACGCUCUGCCCGGCGCUCGAGUAA
This is a messenger RNA of Symbiodinium natans, 7596 nucleotides long. NCBI's taxonomy places the organism in Eukaryota, Dinophyceae, Suessiales, Symbiodiniaceae. The record is from the annotation of a GenBank genome assembly.